This is a messenger RNA of Oryzias latipes (Japanese medaka), 895 nucleotides long. RefSeq names its product thiol methyltransferase 1A, tandem duplicate 1 (gene tmt1a.1). Gene Ontology annotation, molecular function: S-adenosylmethionine-dependent methyltransferase activity. Lineage: Eukaryota; Metazoa; Chordata; Actinopteri; Beloniformes; Adrianichthyidae. The record is from RefSeq and is a predicted model, not a curated record.
GAUGCGCAUGCGCAGGGGGAUUUUUUUUUCUUUCGUUGGUUAGUGGCGCGCGCACCUUUCCUCCGUCCAGAAUGAGUGUUUUUAUCACAUUUUGGGCCUCAGUGGUCAAUAUAUUAUGCUGCCCUCUUCAUUUAAUUAAAGCAGUGGGUUUGUAUGAAGGAUACAAACGCAUCUUUCCUUUCUGCUGCAACCUAAUGACAGGAAAGUACAACAAGAAAAUGCACGACCAGAAGAAGGAGCUGUUCCGCAGCCUGUCGGAGUUCGCUCCGUCCCGCGGACCGCUCACUAUCCUGGAGGUGGGCUGCGGGACUGGAGCAAACUUUGAGUUCUAUCCAGCCGGUUCCAGAGUGCUGUGCACGGAUCCAAACCCCCACUUCCAGAAGUACCUGAAGACCAACAUCGAGAAGAACGACCACCUGACCUACGAGCAGUUCGUGGUGGCCUCUGGGGAGGACCUGGGGUCGUUUGAGGACGAGUCCGUGGACGCGGUGGUCUGCACGCUGGUGCUCUGCUCCGUCCGUGACGUCACAGCCACUCUGCGGGAGGCCAUCCGAGUCCUGCGGCCGGGGGGGGCCUUCUUCUUCCUGGAGCACGUGGUUGCAGAUCCCUCCACCUGGACGCACUUCUUCCAGCACGUCAUCCAGCCUCUGUGGUAUUACUUUGGGGAUGGAUGUGCCGUCACGCGGGAGUCAUGGAAGAACCUGGAGGAAGUGGGAUUCUCUGACCUCAAGCUGAGGCACAUUGAGGCCCCGCUUGCCUUCAUCAUCAGACCACACAUUGUUGGCUAUGGCGUCAAAUGACUUCAGUCUUGUGAGCUGUCUUUGCAGCCUGCGUGGAGGUGUUUAUUUAACUUUGUCUUCUCAUUCUAAGAGAUGUGAAAGAUCAAAAAAAAAAA